Molecule: messenger RNA, 2841 nt
Organism: Ailuropoda melanoleuca (giant panda)
Lineage: Eukaryota; Metazoa; Chordata; Mammalia; Carnivora; Ursidae
Gene: GMCL1
Product: germ cell-less 1, spermatogenesis associated
Exons: 12
Coding region: 240-1625 (461 amino acids)
Biological process (GO): germ cell development
Cellular component (GO): nucleus
Molecular function (GO): protein binding
Source: RefSeq, a predicted model, not a curated record
GUUGCGAAAGCGAGGGGGCGAGGUCCUGCGGUCCCGGCGCGCCGCGCGGCUAGACGCUGCGGGCGGGGCGGAGGAUGGAAGCGGUAGCGUCCGCUGCAACGGUUGGGGCUGCGCGUGAGAAGGUGGCGGUGUAAGCAGCCGGGCCGGGUGGAGGCCGGCAGCGGCCGGGCCAUGGCGGGAGACGGUCUCCGUUGGGCUCCCUGAGGUGCGCUCCCUGAAGUCCCGGGGAGCCGUGGUCCAUGGGCUCGCUGAGCAGUCGAGUGCUGCGCCACCCAGGGCGAGCCCGAGCCCACCAGGAGCCGGGUUCUGGGGCGGGGGGCUCGACUCGCAGGCCGGAGACUGGCGGCGAUGCGGCCGGCCACGGCUUCUGUUACUGCCCGGGCAACCGCAAGCGCAAGCGGAGCAGUGGGGCCUUCUGUUACUGUCACCCCGACUCCGAGACAGACGAGGAUGAGGAGGAAGGGGACGAGCAACAGCGGCUCCUCAACACCCCGCGCAGGAAAAAAUUAAAGAGUACCUCCAAAUAUAUUUAUCAAACAUUAUUUUUGAAUGGUGAAAAUAGUGACAUUAAGAUUUGUGCUCUAGGAGAAGAGUGGAACUUACACAAAAUAUAUUUAUGUCAAUCUGGCUACUUUUCUAGUAUGUUCAGUGGUUCUUGGAAAGAAUCCAGCAUGAAUAUUAUUGAACUGGAGAUUCCGGACCAGAAUAUUGAUAUAGAAGCACUGCAGGUUGCAUUUGGGUCACUGUAUCGAGAUGAUGUCUUAAUAAAGCCCAGUCGAGUUAUUGCCAUUUUGGCAGCAGCUUGUAUGUUGCAGUUGGAUGGUUUAAUACAGCAGUGUGGUGAGACAAUGAAGGAAACAAUUAAUGUGAAAACUGUAUGUGGCUAUUACACAUCAGCAGGGACCUAUGGAUUAGAUUCUGUAAAGAAAAAGUGCCUUGAAUGGCUUCUGAACAAUUUGAUGACUCACCAGAAUGUUGAACUUUUUAAGGAACUCAGUAUAAAUGUCAUGAAACAGCUCAUUGGUUCAUCUAACUUAUUUGUGAUGCAAGUGGAGAUGGAUGUAUACACAGCUCUUAAAAAGUGGAUGUUCCUUCAACUUGUGCCUUCGUGGAAUGGAUCUUUAAAACAGCUUUUGACUGAAACAGAUGUCUGGUUUUCUAAGAGGAGAAAAGGUAUACCUGAAAUUUUUAUUGAGAACUUCUACCACUCCCAUUUCUUUGCAUCUCUUUUAAGCAAAAAACUCAUUGAAAAAUUUGCUCAGUACUGCUGGCGGUGGACAGGUUUUAACUUCGGCUUUGACCUGCUUGUAACUUAUACCAACCGAUACAUCAUUUUCAAACGCAAUACACUGAAUCAGCCAUGUAGUGGAUCUGUCAGUUUACAACCUCGAAGGAGCAUAGCAUUUAGAUUACGUUUAGCCUCUUUUGAUAGUAGUGGAAAGCUAAUAUGUAGUAGAACAACUGGCUAUCAGAUACUUACACUUGAAAAGGACCAGGAACAAGUAGUGAUGAACUUGGACAGCAGGCUUCUGAUCUUCCCUUUAUACAUCUGCUGUAACUUCCUGUAUAUAUCACCAGAAAAAAGAACUGAAAACAAUCGUCAUCCAGAAAAUCCAGAAAACUGAGGAUCUCAUCAGCUGGAAACAGUAGCACUUUGCAAACUUUUUCGGCCAGCUUUAAUUUAAUGGCCCUACUGAUAUUCACAUCUAAGGUGACUAACAAUGACAAAGGCCUUAUGAACUGUACAGAUAAUACAGAAGACUAUUCUUAUGCUCAUUACAUUUCUAUGCAUAUGUGAAAAAAACAUUUUAAAGCCAAGAGAAUAUCUGUCAAACCAUUUCUGUAAUAAAGAUGUUGACUCGUGCUUUUAAUUUUUAAGCAUCAGUAGAAAAUCGCUGUAGGUAAUUUCACAUUGCAGCCUAAUAUAGAUUUAAUUUUUUGUUUAAACUCGGAUCCUACCUAAUGUUAGUGAAUGUCAGUUAUCUAUCUGUAAAUUUAUUUUUAUUUGGCUAAAAGAAUGCUUAAGGAACAAUUAGAAUGGCUAAUUAUAAAUGCUCUUUCAGUUGGUGCAUUUAAAUCUGUCCUUUAAUUUUUUCAACUCCUCUUUAUGAUUCCUCCUCAUAUUCUGAUAUCCCUCCAAGUUGUGCUUGUUUUUAAUCAUUAAAUACUUUUUUGUGGUUUUGGAGACUAAGGUGGGGGACUUUUUAUUUAACGUAAGCAUUUUCAUGCUAUUUUAUUUUGCUUUUAAUUUAGCUUUCUUAGUAUUUUUAACAAAAUCAGCUUUAGACUUUCAAACGAACUUGAAUGGGGGAGAAAAUCAGUUUGAACCUGAGGAUAUUUCUUUGCCUUACAGGUCUUUUUCUUUGACAUACUGUACUUUAUUCUUAGGUCGUGGAUUAUUUAUGUACCAAAUAUUACACCUUAAACAUUUUCAUAUUCUCUGAUCUUCAGAAUUAUUUAUGUUCAAAUUUUGGUUGGGAAUCCUAUUUCCUACUUAAGCUCAGGACCUUAUAACCUCUGAAUUGAGUGCCUUUGAGUUACACAUGCUAAUAGAAAUUUCAUAGCAUAUGUAAAUAAGGUUGGAGGAUCUCAUAUAGAAGCUUACAAUAAAGCAUUAAUGUAAAAAUAGAACUUAUUUUUGUCAAAAAGGGGAUGUACACUUGUCAUGAUUUAUAUGUUUGCUUCUUGUGUUUACUGCUAUUUUGCAAAUAGCCAUGCUCAUCUUCCUUCCGGAGUAAAUGCUUUUUGUGGUUAAUAUAUAUUUUUAGUAUGUUUUAAAAAUUGGGAAUCAUUUUUAUGUAUCUGUACAAAUAAUAAAUAUCCAUUUGGAAAAAGAAUAAA